AUGAAAUUUGAGAUCUUUGAGCAGACCACAAAUCAGACGCAAACAGAAUCUUUGCCUUCAUCUCCCAACACUGUGUCACCGGUGGCAUUAAAUAAUCUGAGCAGUGCUCCAGGAUUUGGAACAGUUACUCCAAAUCGCAUCUUUGUAGGAGGAAUUGAUUUUAAGACUAAUGAAAGUGAUCUGAGGAAGUUUUUUGCUCAGUAUGGCACUGUGAAAGAAGUGAAGAUAGUAAAUGACAGAGCUGGAGUAUCAAAGGGGUAUGGCUUCAUUACUUUUGAAACCCAAGAAGAUGCACAGAAGAUUUUACAAGAGACUAAAAAACUUAAUUAUAAGGAUACAAAAUUGAAUAUUGGUCCAGCAAUAAGGAAACAACAAAUACGGAGUUCCCGUUUUGCUGUAAUACCAGAAGCUGGAACAAUGUACUUAACUACUUCAAGUGGAUAUCCUUAUAUUUACCAUAAUGGAAUGGCUUAUUUUCAUACAUCUGAAGUUGCUUCUGUUCCACAGCCAUGGCAAUCAUGCUCUGUUUCCAGUUCACCUAUGACAGUAGUCCAACCAGUUUAUCAGUCUCCUACGUACCAUUAUCAGGUAGUUGUAGGCAGCAGUAAUUAUCCCCUCCUACCUUUAGCCUUCUCAAGGCUGAACAAACCCAGUUCUCUCAGCAUCAUGAUAUGUGCACCAACACAGUGUCUUCCAAGUCAGUGGUCUGUUCCACAGUCUCCUGCCUCUUCACCUUCAUUCUUGUAUCUGCAACCAUCUGAAGUAAUUUAUCAGCCAGUAGGGGUUGCCCAGGAAAGUGGAUGUAUACCACCUCCUGUCCUAGUGGAAGCUGCAGUUCCUGAGCUGUAUUCUGAUCAUGGAGUUCAAGCACCACAUCACCAGCCUUAUGCCCAGAGUGCUGUAGCCAUGCCUGCACCUGUGAAAAAAACUGAACCAUGUUCAGAAUUGAGGUCACAUUCUGUGAGAAGAAACUUUUAACACCAUUCGUCUGUGAGUCCGAAACCUCAAUAUACAUGA
Messenger RNA from Antrostomus carolinensis (chuck-will's-widow), 1017 nucleotides. RefSeq names its product boule RNA binding protein (gene BOLL). Lineage: Eukaryota; Metazoa; Chordata; Aves; Caprimulgiformes; Caprimulgidae. Gene Ontology annotation, cellular component: cytoplasm. The record is from RefSeq and is a predicted model, not a curated record. Gene Ontology annotation, molecular function: translation activator activity; mRNA 3'-UTR binding. The transcript is spliced from 13 exons. Gene Ontology annotation, biological process: 3'-UTR-mediated mRNA stabilization; positive regulation of translational initiation.